UUUUAGUUUCCUAAAAAAUCUUUUUCACACUGUUUAAUGCAAGCUUUCGCAUCGAAAUCGUUCAGUUCGUAACCGUAUUGUUAGCUUCAUCAACCAAACCGAGCCAAUCAUUGUAGGUCGCGUUGCUACAGCAUAUUUCUCCUAUCACCUAUCCUGCGGUGAUGCAGUGCGGUGCAUCAUCAACCACCAUUUGCACGUACAAUUGAAGAGGAAUGUAAACUAAAGUUUGCUAUCCAAGCAGUAGGAUUUCAGCCGACAAGAAAAAUAUUCAUUUCCGGCUUUGUCGUUACUUCGAAAAGCUGUCAUUGCGAAAGGUGUUGGCUAUCCAAGGCUUCCAGCAGUAGAUUAACAAACCGGAACGAUGGAGGAAAGUACGUCGAAAGGUGAAGAUGCAGGCAAUGAUCAUAAAAGUCCACCGAAAAAGGCAAGAAUUGACGAGCAGCAACCCUCGACCUCUUCAGCCACGACAUCGGCUGCAGCAUCCGCUGAAGUUCCUUCCAAUGGCGAAUCUGUAUCUAAUGGCGAAAAUGCAAACGGAGAGGAAAGGCCAAGUCCGGUACAACCUCCACGAUCCACUAGAGGCACCAGACCAGGUUUAUCGUUGUUUGAGAUGCUGGAGGCCACCUCGGACAGUCCCCGCUGGCAACAGCUCAUCGAAGGUCGGUUUGGUGUGAACGAAGAUGAUAUGCCUCCCCGUGAGGAGCAGCCACCCAGAGCAGAAGCAGCAAAUGAAACAAACGCGCUGGCCGUCGCAAAUCCGCCGGCUGCUUCAAGCAGCUCAAACCGGCCACCUAGCAGGGGCCGGCAGGAAUUGGAUCGGCUGCGUAGAAAUGUGCGUCGUUUGGCCUACGCAAGCAUUUUUAAUCGAGAUGUCAACGAGGCACAUGAACAGGAUGAUGACGAUUCAUCCGAUGAUGACGAUUACGAUCUCAACGAUCCAGAGGUAGCAGGUCGCAUGAGGGAAGAGCUCACCAAUGACAUAGCGGAGCUGUUUGCGCCACCACAGUUUUUCGAUGAACAAGCAGAGAGCUCCGAUAAUAGCUCCGACGAUGUUCCCGGAGGACUAGUCCCGCACCUCGUGGAAAACAUUGACGUAGGUGCGAUGGACUAUGCCAGUGAGGAAAGUUUCAGUGAUUCAUCUUCCGAUUCCUCAAUGUCGUCGAGUAGUGAAGAAUCUUUCCCAGGCUCUACUGAAUCGGAGACAGCUGUCGAAGAUAAUCCGGAUCCUGCUGAAUUGGUGGACAUGAAAAACAUUACUUGCAUGAUGUUUGACGAUUUAAAGGACAACUGGAAUAUGAUGCGUGACAUACAACAGCGACAGUAUGGGCUUCCGCUGCGAGCGACAGCAUCCUCCCACGGUGGUCGCUACACUCCGGGCCAGUUUCAAAAACGUGCUUACAGUUCGAUGCACGUGAUGAAACGAUUGGGGCUGCUGCACCGCUUGGAAGCUCAUACGGGUUGCGUGAACAGUCUGAGCUUCAACUCGUCCGGUAAGCUGCUUGUAAGCGGAUCGGACGACCUGCACGUCAACCUUUGGCAGUGGGAGUCAAGGAAACUGUUGAAAUCGAUCAACAGCGGGCACCGCUUGAACGUGUUCCAGACGAAGUUCAUGGAGUACAAGGGCUACGAAGGGGAGCUGGAAAUCAUCUCGACUGGACGCGAUGGGCAGGUGCGUCACACGCGUGUCGAUCCGUCCGGGCGAUCCAACACGGAGUUGCUAUUCCGGGGCCAUUCGCCAAUUCACAAGAUUGCUAUACCGGCGCGCAAUGAGUUCUCCUUUAUGACGGCCGGCGAAGACGGGAAGGUGCGCAUCUACGAUCUACGGCAGGGCAAGCAGGAGAUGUUGAAAAAACUGCACCGACCGCUCUACAGCAUCGCAACACAUCCGUACGAUUCGGAGUUUUGCAUUGCGGGCGGUGACUCAUACGUCCGGGUUUACGAUAUGCGCAGCGUAACGAAGCCACUAAGAUUGCUCGUAUCUCAGCGCUACACCACACAGGAAGACACGCGGGGGACGGAAAGCAUCACUUGCGCGGUGUACAAUGAAAACGGCAAGGAAAUUCUUGCCAGCUUCAGUGAUGACGACAUCUAUUUGUACGAUAAUACCUCAACGCAAUCGGUGGUGAAACCUACCAAUCGGUACCAGGGACAUCGCAAUUCUCAAACGAUUAAGGGUGUCAACUUCUUCGGCCCUCACUCGGAGUACGUGGUGAGCGGAAGCGACUGUGGCUACGUGUACAUUUGGGAGAAGAGCAGCCAGGUCAUCGUUAACUGGAUGCAUGGCGACCGCCGGGGUGCCGUAAAUUGCCUCGAACCGCACCCCGAGUUCCCCAUUCUGGCUACCUCCGGUGUGGACAAGGACAUCAAAAUCUGGGUACCAAAGGGCCCGAAAGAAGACCAGAAGGUACCGAUGUUCCAAACCCACGAUCUCCGGCGCAUCGUGCGGCGCAACAUGUUCGAGCGCCGGAACACUUUCAUGCACCCGCGGCUGUUGCGGCUGGCCACACCGUCACUGUCGGCGUACCUUGCCUCGUCAAACAACUUCCGGCAGCGGUUGGCGCAGGUUCGAACGAAUCGCAGAAAUCGGGCGAACAAUGGCAACAACGAUAUGGACGAUGAGCCGGAAGAUUCGCCCCAUCAAAUGUUGCGCUGUAAUCCAUCUUAAGGGGAUCUUAAGCUGGGGGGCCAGUUGGAAGAUCGAUUCGCAAGAAACUAAAGUGAAGGCAGUAUUUAAAGGAGAAAUAGCUGCGUAAGCAUUUUAUCGGUAAAUCCUGGUGCAAACAAUACCCGCACGACCGACGCUCGUUUGUUUAAGUUAUCGGUAUUAAAAUACCGCUUUUUUGUUUGCUUCCGUUACUUUACCAUCAUGAGCUUUUAAGUUGUCUCUAUUUGUAAGGUAUAAUCCCCCUGGAGAAAUCAAAUAUUUAGAAUAAAAAUGUCUAAUGCUAAAAA
Molecule: messenger RNA, 2952 nt
Organism: Anopheles coustani
Lineage: Eukaryota; Metazoa; Arthropoda; Insecta; Diptera; Culicidae
Product: DDB1- and CUL4-associated factor 8-like
Exons: 7
Coding region: 362-2665 (767 amino acids)
Cellular component (GO): cytoplasm; Cul4-RING E3 ubiquitin ligase complex
Molecular function (GO): protein binding
Source: RefSeq, a predicted model, not a curated record